AUGUUGAUUCGUCUUCAUUGUACACAUUUUGGUGGAUUACUAUGUGGACAUUUAGUAUUAUCAUUAGUUAUAUUAACAUUUCGAUUAAUCUCAUUUAAUGAAAAUCAUUUCUUGCCAAUCUCUCAUCAUAACUUCUUAUCAAUAAUUCGUGAGAUAUAUUAUCAUCAAGUUGUUGUUUUACUGCAUUUUCUCAGUUUUCAACUAAUAUCUUUACCUUUUUCUGAAUGGAUUGAAUUACAACAAAUUGGACAACUUGGCUUACGUUUCAUUCAUACAAUCAAAAUAUUAUCAUUUAUUGAUUUUUCUAAUAAUUUAAUAUUGAUUUUAAAUCAUUUACCAUUAUUGAUUAUAUCAAUACCAUAUGGAUUUAUAAUACCAUUAUUAAAUGUUAUUAUUGAUAAAGGAUUUUUAUUCUUAUUAUCAUUAUCAUCGUCGUCGCAAUUCAUUCAUCGAAAUAAUUAUUCUAUAAUGAAACAUAAUGAUAAUUUUAUUUCAUCUUCUACAUGGAUUAUGAAUAUUUCCACAUUGUUUAUUCUAUCUAUUGCUUGGUUAUUAACUGAAUCAUUAGCUGUUCUCUUACUCAGCUUAUUAUUAUUGAUCAAUAAUAUUUUAUUUGAUCAACAAAAUUAUAUUAAGAAUAUACAAAAAUCAUUAUGUAAUCAUAAUAAUAAUAAUAAUCCAUUGAUUCAAUUAAUCAAUAAUAAUAAUAAUAAUCAAUAUCAAAUAAUAAAAUAUCAAUUAAAAUUAUAUUAUUUAAUUAAAUGUCGUUUAUUUAUUUUAUUAUUGAUUAUUGAUUUAUUGAUGUUAAAUGAUUGGAUAUUAUUUAUUGAAAGAAUUCAAUUAUUGGAUUAUUAUAAUAUUUCUAGUUACUUUUUACAUUAUUCAUCUAUUUUACAAUUUCAUCAUAUUAUAUCCAGUACUUUCAUUCUAUUAUGUACAUCAAUAUGGUUAUUACAAUUUGGUAUAGUUCAUAUUAUUCAAUCGUCAUCUUCCUCCUCCUCGUGCUCCUCAUCAUCAUCUUCCUCCUCCCCCUCAUCAUCACAAUCAUCAUCUUUAUUGUUGUUCUAUGGUUGUCAUAGUAACAACCACUUUAAUAAUAAUAAUUUUCCAUUAUAUAAAUUUUAAGAUUUUGUUGUCAAUUCAUUAUUAUUUGUUUAUUAUUUAAUUUAUUUAAUUUAGCUAGAUCAUUUCAUAAUAUAAUACAAUUUACUAUAUUUAGCCUUGAAUGUAUUAGUUUAAUGUUAUGGUUUUCAUGUAAAUCUUACACUAUGAAUUAUGAUUAUUUGAAGAAAAUAAAAAAAAAUUAGAAUUUGAUUUCUUUUCUCUUUUUUUCUCUCUUUUUUUUUAAAAUAUCAAUAAUAACAAAAAAAAAGUGAUUUGUUGUUAA
This is a messenger RNA of Schistosoma mattheei, 1387 nucleotides long. The record is from the annotation of a GenBank genome assembly. NCBI's taxonomy places the organism in Eukaryota, Metazoa, Platyhelminthes, Trematoda, Strigeidida, Schistosomatidae.